AAUAAUUCACAGUGCAACUGACCAUAACGUAAAGGGUUUCUUGCCAUGUAUAAAUAAUAAUAAAGUUUACAGUUUCACUAGCUAAACCAUACAUUCAUAACAGAUAUUGGCAAUGGCAACCUUUUCCAACCAAAAACUUCAACGCUUGGUGCAUGUAGAUUUGUCCAAAAAGGGAUCAGUCGAUGACGCACUGAUUGAUAUUGUGGAUUUAAUUAAUUCGUUGCCACAGUAUUUCACAACUAGUUCAUGCUCAGGACGUAUUAUUCUUUUUGAAAAUGUAGGCUAUGUAGGCAGUAUACUAAGUUCUACUCUAGAACUAGAUAAUAAAUCCAUAAUUAAUUAAUGACUUAAUAUAAUGAAUGGUGAUGCCGCGAUGCUAAACCAAACUCAUGAAAGGUUGUUGUUUUCCCCGCAAUAAAGUUAAUUCAAUAGAAAUUAGAAUGAAUAGUCAAUCUAGCUCUAACAAACAUCCCGUAAAAUAACUUAGUCUUAGUCUAAUUUAUACUAAGACUAAGAUUAAAAAUAAGUUCUAAUAUAAAUAAUAAGUCUAACUACUAAUGCUGCUUUACACUAUUUGUCUGAGUUGUGAUAUUUUUAAGGAAAGCUGCAGUUGUGUGUGGAAAAAAAGUAGUAAAGUCAUGCAGAAUUGAAUAUGUACCAAAAGAUAUAAUUAAUUAAAUUAUCAUUUUUUUAAAGAUUAAAAAUCAAAUUGAGAGAAACAUCAGGAAUAAAAGAUAUGGUCAUUCCAGGUUUCCAUUUUUCACUAAUAAUAAAAAUGACAUAAUUUACAGAAUGAGAAAGAUUGGUAUUUUCUGUUUUACUUGACUUAGUAUUAUAUUAUAGGUAGUCUACUGUUGCAUUAAUUAUUUAAAUUUAUGAAAUUCAUAAACACAUUAUUUUAUAUUAUAUUUAUAUGGCUUACUAAACAAAAAAAUUUAAUAAAUUGACACCUGAUUCAUGUGCAUGACAAGCAUGUUAUCUACUAGACCUUAUAAACUGUUUAAUAAUACAGGCUACCAGUACAUGUUAAAUUUAAAUUAUCAGCUGUCUGCUAAAAGUCAUAGGAUCAGUAUGGAGAAAGGCAGUUUUUGUUAUUUUGAAGAAGGUCAAUCACAGUAUUAUAUAUAUAACAUUCUUAUCAAUUAAGUAUUGAUUAUUGCAAACUGAAGUCUUCACAUGUGUGACAAUAUAUCAAGAUAGUAAAAUUAGAAAUAUCAAUGAAAUUUCUGCUAUAUUUAUCAGUUGUUUAAUGUUUCUCUAAGCACUCAGAUGAAGUUCAGAAGAAAGGUUGCAAGUGGCUUUAUGUUUCACAUGAUCCUGUGCAGCUAGAAAACAUUGUAAGUAAAUUGUUAUUCAAUUAUUCCAGAAGUGGCACUUUUGAUUUUGAAAUUGUAAAUAGUAUUGGAAAUGUGACAUUAAAUAUACGGUAAUACUUUUAACAUAUUGUAACAUUAUUAAUGAUUAUUUAGAAUAAGCCAUAAACUUGUGAAUCACUUGACUCUUAUUAUUUGCUUGUUGCUCACUGGUAAACAAUAUUUAAAAUUAUGGGGUCCAUUUCUCUUUUUCUUUUGUCUUUUCUUAGCUUUGCUUCUUUUAGACAUACAUUGUUAUAGGUAUUAUAACUGAAUAUUAUUGUUUGUUCAAUUUAAGUCUGAAGCCCUAAAGGAUGCAGAAAAUGUCACUACUCUCAAGUUUGAACCAAUGGUGAUGCACAUUCAAUGCCAGACUUUGGAGAGUGCACAAAAAAUGGUGUGUAAUUCAAAUCAAUGUCUUUAUCUAUAUAGUUGACAAAAAUUUAGCUUCAAUAAUUUAUAUUAAAUUACAUAUUUGUUAAAAACUAAGUAGGUUCUGUCAUUUACAUUCUGUAUAUUAGUGUUAGUAUGUUUUUUCUUAAAUAAAAGUAAUUUUGUUGCAUAUUUAGUUAAGUCAUUGAGGUCUUGAGAAUAAGAAUGAAUAUUUUGUGAAGGGUUAAAAACUCUUCAAUGCUAAUACAACUUUGACAUUUUGGCCUACCCUUUUGGCAGGGAAGUAUCUGUUGAAAAAGUUCUUGUGAAAUGCAAGAAUAGCCAUGUUGAAAAAGUUCUUAUGAAAAGCAAGAAAAGCCAUGAAUAUUUGCAUAAUAUGUUAUUAACAGUUUUCUAAUAUAAAUAAAAUUGUGUGUUAUUAGCAUCAAGCAGCAGUGUCAUCAGGCUUCAGAAAUUCAGGGAUAACAAUUGGGACUAAAGGAAAGAUUAUGAUGGUAGUACUGUAAUAAGUGUUUAUGUUUGUAGAAUGUUUUGUCCCUUUUGUUAGUGCCAAUCAAAAUAAAAUAUCAUGUCUACUUAAAAGGAUUUAUCACGUACCAGUAUCUGGAGUACAUGGUAUUCUCCAUUCCAAAUUUUUACCUCUGUUUUUUGCUAAAUACAUUUUUUUAAAGGCUGUCAGAAGCACUCAUUCUUUGGAAGCACCGUUGGCAUCUGAAGGUCAAGUACUUGUGUCUUCAGAGGUAUUUGUCAAUAUUUUUUAAAUGAACCUACAAUUAAAUCUCAGUGUAAUUAAUAUUUAUUUGUAAAUUAUUGGAAAGUGAUGAUUUAACAUAAACAGUAAAAAGUACCCGGUUCUGGUAUUCAAUUCAAAAUGUCUGAUGAAGGUGGCAAUAUCUUCAGUUUGAUUUUAAACAGUUUUUAUAAGCUUUUUACUUGGCUUGCUCUCACCUAGUCUCAAUUGCAAGCGAUCAGUAUAAAGUACCCGGUACUCGCAAUAGAAAAUAAAUAAGGUUUUAAAAAAAAAAUUCAAUUCAAGAAAUUUUUUAAAAUGACUUUUUAAUAUGGUUAUGAAAAUUUAUAAAAUACUAGCCAAUAUACCCGGCUUUGCACGGGAUUGCAUUAGAACCCCGAUUCUGGUAAGAACCCAAUCCCAGUGAGACCCCUAUCUCAUUCUGACCACGAUCCCGGAACAAUCCCUUUUCCGAGUGUUAUCCCGUUUCCAUUGGGACCCCCUUUUCUUGUGGCUCCGGAUCCAUUAUCCUUCUGGAUAAUGAGGGAUAUAUGUGCCAAGUUUGGUCAAGAUCCAUCAAUCCAUGUAAAAACGUAUGUGGAACAAACCCACAAACAUUCACUUUUAUAUAUAUAUAUAUAAUAUAUGAUAUGUGUCAACAACCUGGAUAAUUUUAGUUGAUUAACCUUCUAUAAUUUUUACCUUUGCUUAUUGAGUAUCAUAGAGUGUAGACUAUUUUCUGUUGAUAGAGUUUAUAUUUUGUUGGCUGAGAAUUUCACUAUAUCAUCUAUGUUGAACAAUUUGUGUCUAUUUUAUUCCAGUAUAUCCAGUUUCUAAUAAAAAAUGCAAACACCAAAAUGGAAGAGAAUUUUAGAAGGAUAACAAGGUUUGUUUCUUAUGGAUUCAUUUUGUAUCGCAUGAUAUUAUUGAUUUUUAAUCAUUGAUUUGUUAAAUUAGAUCUUGUAAAGUUGAUUUCCAUUUAAAUGUUGUUAUGCACCAUAACAAUACUUCUAAAUUAUUAUGAAAUAAUGUUAGGUUCUAUGGUUUUAGCAUUUCUCAGCAAAGAUGAAAUCUAAUAAUAAAAUAUGUCUGCUAAAUUGUGUAUGUUGUGCUAAAUUGUGUAUGUUGGCAUUCAUAAUUCAGGUUUCACAAACUGUUAGAGACAUUAUCACCAUGUGAACAAUGUCAUCAAAGUUUAAAUGGCACAGCAAAAAAAACCAGACUAUUUGACAGAGAUGCUGAUAAAAGUUUGAAGCAAGACAACAGGAAUCAGAAUAAGCCAGAAGAAGAAGAUGAAGACUUGGCUCUUUUUAUGUUUGACAUCACAUAGCAUUAAAUUAUCAUUUAAUCAUUUAUUCAAUGCUUUGUUCAGUUAUUUGGACAAUUUUGCCCCCAUUGAAGGAGGGGACAUGUAAAUAUAAACCAGCUCCUUAAACUUAAAAAGUUCAGACACCUUCUGGUACUAGUGGG
Lymnaea stagnalis (great pond snail) is the source of this 3945-nucleotide messenger RNA. The record is from the annotation of a GenBank genome assembly. Lineage: Eukaryota; Metazoa; Mollusca; Gastropoda; Lymnaeidae.